AUCUUCAUACUCCCAAUUCCUGGAAUGGUACGAAUUAAUUAUUAAUAUUACAGUAGUACUAGUAGAAUAACCUUAGGACCUUAUUACUCGUACUCUUGGUAUGAUUAAUAACAAGGAGUAGUAAAAUACUUUUCUUCUCCUAUGAUAGGUGCAUGACAAGGACAUGAAAGUACGAUCCUGAACUGGAGCAUUGUCAAACAUGAACAUAAAAUAGGUUGAAUUGAAUUGAGGUACUGUAAAUCAACUAAUUAUAAAGAGUUAUGAAAUUCAACAGCACUCGCGGCGGAGUGGUCGGUCAGUCCUUUGAAGAGGCGAUUUUGUCAGGGUAUGCCGAAGAUGGCGGAAUCUUACUUCCCGAAUCAAUCCCACGUGUUUCUCGAGAAAUUUUGGUCAGCUGGAAGUCCUUGUCAUAUGUGGAUCUGUGCAAAGAAAUUCUGCCACUUUUCAUUCCUGAGUCGGAGAUUACCAGAGAUGAGAUCAAUGGCAUUGUUGACAAGAGCUUCACCGACUUUGAGAAUGGGGAAGUGGUGAGAUUGGCAGAGCUUGGUGAUACUCGAUUGUGCAUUGGAGAGGUUUUCCAUGGCCCCACUGGUGCUUUUAAAGACUUAGCACUCAGUGUUUUGGGCCGAUGUGUUGACCUUGUGUUGUCACGGCGACGACGCAAGGUCACCAUUCUGGUGGGUACAUCCGGUGAUACUGGCAGUGCAGCUAUCCGUAGUGUGUGCGGUUCACCCUGGGCCAAUAUCAUUGUGCUCUAUCCCGACGGAAUGGUCUCUGAGAUUCAGCGUCUUCAAAUGACCACAGUGGAUGCACCCAAUGUACAUGUGUAUGCCGUGGAGGGUACAUCUGAUGACCUGGAUGUACCAAUACGUAACGUAUUCCGUGACUUGGCGCUGGUCAAUGAGUAUGGUCUGUGUAGUAUCAACAGCAUCAACGUUGGCCGUGUUCUCUUCCAGUGUGUGCACUACAUCUACUUCUACUUGAAAGUAUGCGGUGAUGACCUGGAGCGUCGACUGCCUGUGUACAUACCAACUGGAGCUGCUGGGCACAUCACUGCAGGCUGCAUUGCUCGACGUCUGACCGGUUUGGACAUACAACUAAUUGCCUGCGUCAAUGAGAAUGACAUCAUGCACCGGUGGCUGGAGACGGGUGUGUUUCAAGUUAGCAGUGCGGUCAUGCCGACCUCUAGCAAUGCCAUGGACAUCCAGGUACCGUACAACAUCGAGCGCUUACUCUUCUAUCUGAGUGAUGGUGACUGUGCUCUGGUCAAGAGUCUUAUGGAUGAUCUGGAUAAGAAGGGCUUGUUCGUCACACCGCCUGCACUGCGAGAGAGAGCAUCUCUAUUUAUGACAAGUCGACGGGUCACCGAAGCCGAGAGGAUGAGCACCAUGAAGGAAGUCAGUGAUCGCCAUUCAUAUGUCCUAUGUCCUCACUCGGCAAUCGCAGUGAAGGCAGCAUUGGACGACCGUGAAGGCGAAGGGUGUGAUCUUUCUGAGUCCCACACUUGCGUGUGCUUGGCAACGGCCACACCAGCAAAGUUUAUGUCAGCUGUGCGGAAAGCUGAAGUCACAGUACAUGUUCAGCAACCAGACUCCUGGAGCCACCUGAAAGAUUCCAAGGAGCGCGACAAGCGUAUGCGAAAAGGAGAAGACUGGGAGGCCAUGCUCCGUGAAGCGAUUAAAAAGUCACACGGCAGCACGGACUUGUAAUAGAUGCCAAUGUACAACAAGUACCUGUUCAUGCCUCCACACAGCUACUCAGUUAUGAUCUGCUGCUGCUGCUGCUGCUGCAUAUUCACAGGAACCGUUCAGUGUUUACACUCACUGUACGCCUUAUAUGGUGAGCUGUACUGGAUAAGAGUUGCUCGAUUUACGUGUGGCUCUGCAAUGUAUUGGCUUUGACUGCAGAGCCUUGUAAGUAUGGUGGCUUGGUGCAAUGUUUUAUAAAACGUAAACAUUGGGAGAAUUUGUGCUUAACACCCAGGAGCCAAGGAGUUCGUUAUAAUAUGACUGGACACAUUGCAUUAGGUUUUUAUUCGAAUGCUUAUUCAUGCUCUGUAGACAUAAUAUUAUGUUCACUGUAUCAAGAGGCUAUGGGAGUAUGGUGACCAACGUGUAGGUGACUGUUUUGUUUUUGUUUUUCCGUAUCGCUGCUGUUUUCCUAUAUGCUUGUUUUAACAUGAUCAGUGUUUAGAUACUGGUCAGGUCUUAGUCUGUUGCCACGGUUAUCGCACUGCCAAGCACAUUUUAGCACUCGCUUCUCUUGCAAAACGAUAUCAUUAUUUUCUAUUUUCCACUCUAGGUAGGAAUGCAGUCGCUACUGCUUGCAAAUGUAGUGAUUGCCACCAAGUGUAUGCGCCAUCACAAUAUUAUAAUUAUACACCAAAAAAAGUUGAUCUACCAAACAAACAAUAAGAGGAUGGAAAAAGUGUUUUUGUGUUUCACGCACUAUUAAAGGGGCUGGGGCCGUCCGUGAAUAUCGAACUUUUUUCACCAAACGAAUUAU
Molecule: messenger RNA, 2505 nt
Organism: Sycon ciliatum
Lineage: Eukaryota; Metazoa; Porifera; Calcarea; Leucosolenida; Sycettidae
Product: threonine synthase-like 2
Exons: 3
Coding region: 261-1709 (482 amino acids)
Biological process (GO): dephosphorylation; 2-oxobutyrate biosynthetic process
Molecular function (GO): pyridoxal phosphate binding
Source: RefSeq, a predicted model, not a curated record